Cherax quadricarinatus is the source of this 597-nucleotide messenger RNA. The record is from RefSeq and is a predicted model, not a curated record. Lineage: Eukaryota; Metazoa; Arthropoda; Malacostraca; Decapoda; Parastacidae.
CCUUGAAACCCCCAACAAUAAAAGAAGUAGAUGAGUGUUCCUCUGCGGAGUUUGUGGUCCUGAUGAACCCAACAAACAAACAAAUAACUCGGCGUAGUUUUGCAGUAUUUUAGUUUAAAUUUGCUGUCUAAUGUUGAUGCAACUGCUGUAUAUAUCAUUGUUACUGGCUACCACAAAGAUAAUUACUAUAUUUAGAAACACAUUGCCACCAUCACUGCAGAAAUGUUGAAUUUCAUUGCUCAGCAGGCAUGGAAGUGCUCUGUGGUGCGCUCUUCACUGGUUUUGAGGCUCAUGAGCACCAGUAGAAAAAUUUUGGUUGAAGAUCAACAAAUGAAGUCUACACAAAGAGAGAAGUUAACCUUACAUUACCUUAGGUCUUGGAACUCAGUCAUUAAUUAUCAUUAUAAGGACAUGAUUAGUCACAGCGAAGUGCACACUUUUAUACGAGACUUCCCCAAAAUUAAGACUGUCCUUAAGACUGAACUUGAUAAAACAUUAACUGUUCUCAAGAGUGAAGGCUACAGCUGGAUGAAAUUCAAGAGUACAAGGAGAUUCUUCUGCUAAAUUCUAAAGACUUGAGAGAUCGACUUGGAUUUU